AUGUUGACAGAGGACCAAACCCCGAUCGACACCCUCGUCAUAGACGCCAGUCCUCUCAUUAGAAACGAUUUCACAACCAGCAUCCUCAACAGAGUGGGGAAAUUAUAUUCCACCCCCGCCGUCAUUGCCGAGAUUCGUGAUGUCGCUACAAGGUCUCGUUUAGAGACCACGUGGCUUCCCUUACUUGCUUUGCGCACUCCGAAACCGGAGAGCGUUAAGGUUGUCAGCGACUUUGUGAAGAAGACUGGUGACUUUCCAGUCCUUUCGGUAACCGAUUUACAGCUGCUCGCUCUGACAUAUGAACUGGAGGUGGAGCUGAAUGGAGGCAAUUGGAGAUUGAAAAAUGAACCUGGGCAGAAGAAAAUUAAUGGGCCUGUCCCCAAACCUGCGAGGGAAAGUGAGGAGGGGAAGAAGGUGGUGGAGGAGGAGGGAGUGGCCAAUGACCGCGAGAAGACUGAGGACGGUGGUGAUGCAGAGACCGCCGGUGUGAUUGAUAUAUCGGCUGCUUCAGCUGAAGAUGACCUGUCCCAGAAGUUGGACAAUACUCAUAUUCUUCCCGACAAAAUAGCCCCCACCGAAGCUUCGGGAUCCACAGAACGGGCUUCAUCCCCGCCACCGGGACCCAUUGCAAAUGAAGACUCCAACCCACCAUCCUCCACAUCUACCUCCUCCGAAGAUUCCGACUCCGACGCCGACGGCUGGAUAACCCCCUCAAACCUGCACAAACACCAAUCCAAAUCCACCACCUCCCCCCCCCCCUCCUCAACAAGCCCCACUAAAAACCCAUGGCCCAUCCGUGCCGCUCUCGCAACCACAGACUUCGCCCUCCAAUCCGUGACCCUACAAAUGAACCUCCACCUCCUCUCCACAAAAACCCUGCAGCGAAUCCACACCAUCCGCUCACACGUCCUGCGCUGCCACGCUUGCUUCAAGUUGACGCGCGACAUGGCAAAGCAGUUCUGCCCCGUGUGCGGUGGGCCGACGUUGCAACGCGUGUCCUGCUCCGCCGACUCGAAGGGUGCGUUCAAGAUCUACUUGAAGCACAACUAUCAGUGGAACAACCGCGGGAGCGUAUUCUCGCUGCCGAAGCCCACGCAUGGAAGCGCCAACGGGAAGGGCGGCAGGGAAGUGCUGAUUCUCCGGGAGGAUCAGAAGGAGUAUGAAAGGGAGGUGGCUAGGGGCGAGAGAAGGAAGGAGAGGGAUUUGCUGGAUCCCGAUUACUUGCCCGGGAUAUUGACGGGCGAGAGGAGGGAUGCUGGGGGACGGCCCAGGAUUGGGUACGGUAAGAGGAAUCCGAAUGUUGCAAAGAAGGGGGGGAAGAAGUGAUCAUACCUCUCCGUCUUUCCCUUUCGCACUCCCCUCUUUGCUGUGCUUUUCGAUCUGUCACUGGCGGGUUAGAGUCUGGUUUCUCAAGUGUUCUUGUUUCUUCUUUUCACCAUAUAAAAAGUUUACAUCUGUAUUGUUAGUUCUAUGAACCAUUUAAAGU
Molecule: messenger RNA, 1486 nt
Organism: Tuber melanosporum (Perigord truffle)
Lineage: Eukaryota; Fungi; Ascomycota; Pezizomycetes; Pezizales; Tuberaceae
Exons: 1
Coding region: 1-1326 (441 amino acids)
Biological process (GO): maturation of SSU-rRNA; ribosomal small subunit biogenesis
Cellular component (GO): preribosome, small subunit precursor
Molecular function (GO): RNA endonuclease activity
Source: RefSeq, a predicted model, not a curated record